Molecule: messenger RNA, 1678 nt
Organism: Dinoponera quadriceps
Lineage: Eukaryota; Metazoa; Arthropoda; Insecta; Hymenoptera; Formicidae
Product: actin-5C
Exons: 2
Coding region: 124-1254 (376 amino acids)
Biological process (GO): mitotic cytokinesis
Source: RefSeq, a predicted model, not a curated record
CUCCGAUCGUCGACUACACUCUGUGUUCGGUGCUGGAUCGGUCGACAGUGCGGCAGUGUCGCUGCGUAGAACUUGUACAUAACUUCCUUUUUUACACGAGAAAUAUAAAACAAGAGAGCAAACAUGUGCGACGAAGAGGUUGCUGCGCUCGUAGUCGACAAUGGAUCCGGUAUGUGUAAGGCCGGUUUCGCUGGAGACGACGCUCCCCGUGCCGUCUUUCCGUCGAUCGUCGGAAGGCCGCGUCACCAGGGUGUCAUGGUCGGCAUGGGGCAGAAGGAUUCUUAUGUCGGUGACGAGGCCCAGUCGAAGAGAGGUAUCCUGACGUUGAAGUAUCCGAUCGAGCAUGGUAUCGUUACCAACUGGGACGACAUGGAGAAGAUCUGGCAUCACACGUUCUACAAUGAGCUGCGAGUGGCUCCCGAGGAGCAUCCGGUCCUCCUCACCGAGGCGCCCCUGAAUCCCAAGGCUAACCGCGAGAAGAUGACGCAGAUCAUGUUCGAGACGUUCAACACGCCCGCCAUGUACGUGGCGAUCCAAGCCGUGUUGUCGCUGUACGCCUCCGGUCGUACCACCGGUAUCGUGCUCGACUCCGGCGACGGUGUCUCCCACACCGUGCCGAUCUACGAGGGAUACGCUCUGCCGCACGCGAUUCUCCGUCUGGACUUGGCCGGUCGCGAUCUGACCGACUAUCUCAUGAAGAUCCUCACCGAGAGAGGAUACUCAUUCACGACCACGGCCGAGCGCGAGAUCGUCCGUGACAUUAAGGAGAAGCUCUGCUACGUUGCGUUGGACUUCGAGCAGGAGAUGGCCACGGCCGCGUCGUCCUCCAGCUUGGAGAAGAGCUACGAGCUGCCCGAUGGACAGGUCAUCACCAUCGGCAACGAGCGAUUCCGUUGCCCGGAAGCGCUCUUCCAGCCCUCGUUCCUAGGUAUGGAAGCCUGCGGCAUCCACGAGACCACGUACAACUCGAUCAUGAAGUGCGACGUCGACAUCCGUAAGGAUCUCUACGCCAACACCGUGUUGUCCGGCGGUACCACCAUGUACCCGGGUAUCGCCGACAGGAUGCAGAAGGAGAUCACCGCCUUAGCGCCGUCUACCAUGAAGAUCAAGAUCAUCGCGCCGCCCGAGAGGAAAUACUCCGUAUGGAUCGGCGGCUCGAUCCUCGCCUCGCUCUCCACCUUCCAACAGAUGUGGAUCUCCAAGCAGGAGUACGACGAGUCCGGACCUUCCAUCGUCCACAGGAAGUGCUUCUAAACGCCUUUCCGAAUCGCAUCUACUAUCAUUCCCCGAUCCCUUGAGAUUUGGAGAAAGAGAGAGAGAGAGAGAGAGCGGCUUCUGUCUCGUUUCGCAGGCGGACGUAACAUCAACUUCCGCGACGAUUGCCCUCUGGUUCCUCCGGGGUGCAGGUAGCUUCUUUCGAUUCAAAUGUACGUGUUUAAGAUACGCGAGACUGGCGUGUCCGAUUAAACGAGGAGAGAGGAGCUCACGGUAUAUCGCCCUCCUCCCGCGAUUGUUCCUCGGUCUCGGCGGUAUAACCCAAUAAUAAACCGGCGGUUUUCAUUCUUGCUCUCGUUUGAACGCGAUCAUUUCACUGUAAACUUUCGUCAUCGAUUUCCGAUGAUUCUGUUGUUAUUAUGAUUAUUAUAAUUACACGUGUCCCCACACGCAUACGCAUACA